AUGGGUCAGACCUCCGCGCUCAGUGCUGCUGUUUGGUCGGACACUCAGCCACUUGUGGUUAGGGAGAGAUCAAGCGGCGUAGCCGGCUCACUAACUGCAACGCAAAACGGAGUCCUGUCGCACCGGGAGGGUAUUUCAAACAUCGUAACGCAAAAUGUGUUGCAUGAAUGGCUUGGAACUGCCCCUGAAAUCUAUGGGGAAGUUAGUCUGAACGUUACUCUGACGCCUGCAGCCCAACUGGAGACCCUUCCGCUUGCGGUUGGGGGGAAGUUGGGUGCUACUGUUUCUUCGCGGGUAAUGGAGUCUGGCGAGGAGUCACGGAAGCAGGGGUCAUCAUCCGGGGGUGGUGAAGCGUCGCCUUGCUUUUUGUGUCCAAUUUAUGGUCUAAAAUUCAAGACCAGACAAGGUCUGGGUCAACAUAAGCGUCAUAGGCAUCCGGUGCAGCUCAAUGCAGAGCGGCUGGAACAAUUGCCAAAGCGGAGGGGCGAAUGGUCGGGAUACGAAUGCCACACUGUUGUGGAGAAAGCGAACCAUCUGAUGGAGCGUUGCUCAGAAAAGCAGCAGUUAUAUGUAAUGCUCGAGAAUGAACUACAAGGGAGAACAGCAGAGGGCGUUAAAAAGCAACUGAGAAAACUCGGUUGGGAGAUGAAGCGAUACCUAGGGGCCACUGCUUCGGGGGCCAGAUCGGCAGUGGUGUCACCCCUACAGGAAGAGAGACCGGCUAAACGGGCACGUCGGAUGACUGGACAGUCAGCCCUUAGGCUCCUCUCCGGCUGA
Molecule: messenger RNA, 777 nt
Organism: Dicrocoelium dendriticum
Lineage: Eukaryota; Metazoa; Platyhelminthes; Trematoda; Plagiorchiida; Dicrocoeliidae
Source: the annotation of a GenBank genome assembly